AUGGAGAUAGUCAAUAGUGUUACAUUGGCAAUCAAGAAAAAACGCUUUUCGAAAGAUGGAUUUUUGCCUCGGUCAGCAAGCGAGAUAUUCAAAAAGGGAUGGCAUGGCGUACUGGCCUUUCUGGACAUCAAAAAGCGAGCUGUAUCGCGGGAGUUGAAAACCUGCAUCCACCAACUUCGUGGUGACUGCCUCAAGUGCGGAGGACGGCAGUCUUUGAGUAUUCCCAGUCAGUCAAUUGCAUCGCUGAUCGCCAUGGGGGCUGUCGUUUCGAUUGGAGGAUUAGCUCAGACUGUCGCCUGGUCUUCAGUGCCUGAUGAUGGGGAUGAUGUUGGAGUCUAUCAUGGCAGUGUGGCCUUCGAUGGCCGCACGGGGCCGGUGACUGUCUCCCUGCUCCGCGACAACAAAAUUGUGCACAUUCUGCCUCCUUUCGGACCUACGCCGACGAGCUCGACAAUCACUAUCACUCCGCCUCCGUAUCCUUGGUCUCAGACUUCGAAGGACACCAAUCUCAAUACAAGAAGCACGAGCUGGUCCUCUGGCCCGCCUAAAGAGACUACCACCAAGGGUGGCAAGGGCGCAGCGACGGUGGAGGUAGUGAUAGCGGUAGUGACUCCGACGAGGAGGAAUGCAGCACUCGGACGGCGGAAAUCUGCUCGACGGUCUGCGUUGCCGGGUCCGGGGGCAGUUGUGAUUGGGAUUGCUCGACGACGACUGGGUGCUCGGUGA
This is a messenger RNA of Aspergillus ochraceoroseus IBT 24754, 726 nucleotides long. RefSeq lists its product as uncharacterized. Bases 1 to 726 code for a protein of 241 amino acids. The transcript has 5 exons. Lineage: Eukaryota; Fungi; Ascomycota; Eurotiomycetes; Eurotiales; Aspergillaceae. The record is from RefSeq and is a predicted model, not a curated record.